This is a messenger RNA of Topomyia yanbarensis, 3755 nucleotides long. Its product is annotated as spermatogenesis-associated protein 20. The transcript is spliced from 5 exons. The coding region runs from base 190 to 2814 and encodes 874 amino acids. The record is from RefSeq and is a predicted model, not a curated record. NCBI's taxonomy places the organism in Eukaryota, Metazoa, Arthropoda, Insecta, Diptera, Culicidae. Gene Ontology annotation, biological process: carbohydrate metabolic process.
AUGUGUUUGUCAAAAUAUUUUGCAACAAUCAGUCGUGCAAUCAACACAUUCGGGAAAUUUGGCUAAUAUAGAGAAAACCUGGGAGUAAACCAUAUAAAUAGCAGGUUACGGAAGAAUUAACUUUGCAAGUGAAAGUGAGAAAGCAAACAAUGCUCCAGGUGUGAAGCGGGGCAUAAUCAGCGCCCGGCUAUGUUCCACGGUGUUGCAGCGAAGGUGAACCAUCUAGCAGGAUAUUUGCGGACUAGUUGCUUCCCGACUGGAGGUGGCAUCACCAAAUCCUGCCAACGGCGAAACAACUCCGCAUACCCGGAAAGCACAUCGUAUUUCAGUACACGCAAUAAUUUUGGCGAUAACAAGCAAAUCACCCAGCAUCCCAAAUCAGUCGGUCAUUGUAAUCAUCAUCAUCAUCAUCAACAACAGCAUCGUUAUUACUUUUACGGAGGCCGUCAUCAUCGAAACGCAGAGUCAGUCACGUUCACCGAUCAAUAUCUGCAGCAAGUGAGACAACGAGUGCACCACACCGUCGGACAAGUUCGCACUUUUUGGACCAACAAAAUCAACAUGGCUUCCGGCACCCCAUCCGGUUCAUCUGGCCAGUCGAAGCACACCAAUCGGUUAAUCAAUGAGAAAUCUCCAUAUUUGCUGCAGCAUGCACACAAUCCGGUAGACUGGUAUCCGUGGGGCGAGGAAGCGAUCGCCCGUGCCAAGGCCGAAAAUAAAUUAAUCUUCCUUUCGGUUGGCUACAGCACAUGCCACUGGUGUCACGUGAUGGAGAAGGAGUCGUUCGAAAAUGAAGAAGUGGCCAAAAUCAUGAAUGAAAACUUCAUCAAUGUAAAGGUUGAUCGCGAGGAACGGCCGGAUAUCGAUAAACUGUACAUGACGUUCAUACUGCUGAUCAACGGUUCCGGUGGUUGGCCAAUGUCGGUUUGGCUGACACCAGAGUUGGCCCCGGUCACUGGCGGAACGUACUUUCCGCCAAAAGAUCGUUGGGGCAUGCCAGGUUUUUCAACUAUCUUGCUAAAAUUGAAAAACAAGUGGACGACUGAUGGUGAGGAUCUUGCUUCCACCGGCCGUUCGAUCAUCGAUGCAAUACAAAGAAAUGUUGAGGAAAAGCACAAGGAGGUACCGGAUCGAGUUUUAAGCGCGGAGGAUAAAUUCAAACAAUCGAUUGCUAUCUACAAAAGGAAUUUUGAUCCGGUUUGGGGUGGUUCUUUGGGAGCACCAAAAUUCCCGGAAGUGUCAAAAUUGAAUCUCGUUUUUCAUUCUCACAUUCGGGACCCGUCGAGUAAAAUUUUGGGUAUCGUUCUAAAUACCCUUGACAAAAUGGCUGCGGGUGGCAUUCACGACCAUGUGUUUGGAGGUUUCGCCAGAUACUCCGUAGAUAAAAAGUGGCAUGUGCCACAUUUUGAAAAAAUGCUCUAUGAUCAAGGACAGCUAUUGAUGGCCUAUGCGAAUGGAUAUAAAACGACCAAGAAGCAAUUAUAUUUGGAUGUGGCUGAUUCUAUUUUUAACUACAUUUGUAAGGAUUUGCAGCAUCCGGCUGGAGGAUUCUACAGUGGCGAAGAUGCUGAUUCAUUACCUAACUGGGAAAGUCAUGAAAAGAUUGAAGGAGCAUUCUACGCUUGGACGUUCGCUGAAAUAAGGGAUUUACUGAAAAAGAACACGGACAAGUUUGGUGAUAUCGGAAAGGUCGAUCCAGUCGAGGUUUAUACCGAACACUACGAUAUCCAGGAAACGGGUAACGUUGAACCCAGCAGCGAUCCACACGGACACUUACUGGGCAAAAAUAUACCGAUCGUGUACGGAUCAGUUUGUGAAACUGCGGACAAAUGCGAAACGACCCCGGAGGUGGUUCGUGGCAUUCUUAAAGUAGGAAACGCGCUUUUACACGAAGUUAGGGACAAACGUCCGCGCCCACAUCUUGACACUAAAAUCAUCUGCGCGUGGAACGGAUUGAUUCUGUCCGGUUUAUCGCAGCUGGCUUGCAUCAAAGAUGCUCCGAACCGCGAGAACUAUCUCAAGGUGGCAACGAAAUUGGUGUCAUUUAUUCGCGAAAAUCUUUUCGACACAAAGGCUAGAAAAUUGUUGCGAUCCUGUUACGGUGAUGAAAGUGAGAAGGCCAAACCGUUGGAACAUCCCAUUUACGGAUUCAUUGACGACUAUGCCUUUCUGAUCAAAGGACUCAUAGAUUACUAUCGAGCUUCACUGGAUAAAAGUGCCCUAUGGUGGGGUAAGGAGCUGCAGGACAUUCAGGAUGAAUUAUUCUGGGACCAUACUAAUGGUGCUUAUUUCUACUCCGAAGCGAACUCAGCGAAUGUAGUUGUACGACUGAAAGAAGAUCACGACGGCGCUGAGCCCUGCGGCAACAGUGUCGCCGUGCACAAUCUGCUUAUGUUGGGAGACUACUUCGAGAACGAAUCUUUCCAUGACAAGGCGAAAAAGGUGUUCAACUACUUCUCGAAUGUAACCCCAUUCGGUUAUGUUCUGCCGGAAAUGAUGUCCGCUAUGUUGCUGGAUUGCCACGGUCGCGAUAUGUUGGUGGUUGUGGGUCCAGACGGUCCGAACACCAACGCUCUGGUCGAUGCCGUAAGGGACUUCUACAUGCCCGGACUGAUUAUUGUCCGGUUGAAUCCGGUUACACCGGAGCAACAUUUGGCAGGGAAAACGUGCAAGAGCUUCCGGAUGCUGCAGGACACUCCGACAGCUUACCUCUGUCAUAAUAAGGUCUGCCAAAUGCCGGUUACAGCGCCAGAGCGAUUGACUGAGGAUUUAUUGCCGAAGCACAUAUUUGACUAUACCGAGUAUGAGAAUUGAUUUUUCGAGGCCUAAAGUUCUUCGUACGCUUGAUAGGUAAUGCAUGUUAUGUUACUAGCUAGGCUACUGAAAAGAGGAACUGGCGGCCCCGGAUCGGAACACUGUUGUUGGAUUUGUUACGGAAUUAGAUUCAUACGAAUGUUACGCUGUUAUAUUUUAUUCGUCUUACAGUAGAACAUCGAAUGUUUGUCUUUGCAAGUGUUUAGCCAUCAGUUAUUAUUUCCAAACUUACUUGGAAUGCAGAAAAUAAAAGCAAACGUAAUUACUCAAAUAUUCUAAAUCAUCAAAAACUAGCACACCGAAUCGAACGAAUAUCAUUAAUAGUAAACAUACCAAUUUUAAUCAAAUAUUUCUAUGUUCAUCAAAUUUUGAACGUUUUAGUGGAUAUUCUGCCAUACUUGCUUGUCCAUCCCAAUAAAAAAAAUAUUUUACUUGCAUUGUUUGCAUACAAAUUCCUUUAUGGGUGGAAUUUUUAAAUUUUAACUUCAUUCUUUCUAGAACUACAUCAGAAAUUAUUUGGGAUUGACAUGCAAGUGUGUACAGUGUAUCAUGACCGUACUGUUAAACGAGUAGUUACACAUAAAAGGCGAAAGGAAGUGGAUUUGCUAGCUUGAUAGAAACGCGGACAGAUGAAGAGAAAACUCUAGUUGGACUAAGUAAACAUGUGAUCUAGUGGUUAAAGGAAACAAGCGAAUCUAGUGCCAAUUUUUGGAUUGAAAAACGCCAGUGCGAAAUAAAUUUAGAAAAUUCGAAUAAAGGAAAUGCUGAAACAAAAUGGAAAAGAAUAAAGAAAUUUGUUAAACAAAACUAUUGAGCAUGAGAUGCAUUAGAUAUUGAUAGUAACAUUGCUACCCCAUUUUACUAACGUUUUAAGUCUGCAAAUACAAUUCACUACAGCUAAUCAAAAAUUGGAUCAACAAUAAAGUGAGUAGUAACCUUAA